Argiope bruennichi is the source of this 1675-nucleotide messenger RNA. Its product is annotated as phenoloxidase-activating factor 2-like. The record is from RefSeq and is a predicted model, not a curated record. Gene Ontology annotation, biological process: proteolysis. The transcript has 7 exons. Lineage: Eukaryota; Metazoa; Arthropoda; Arachnida; Araneae; Araneidae. Gene Ontology annotation, molecular function: serine-type endopeptidase activity. Bases 399 to 1394 code for a protein of 331 amino acids.
UUUUCUGCAUCCAUCCCAGCAGAAAGCAGCGUUUCCUCGAUUCAUUCUCACCCAGCAGCUCAAGUCCGCUAGACUGACCUACUGGACCGAAGAAAAGUCCACUUUUCCACCCGAACCUCUCUUUACGCGAAUGAGAACAAAUCGGAGCCUUUUGCUUUUUCGAGCCGGAAAUCUGCAAGUCAGAAAUUUACCUCAUUACCCAUGUUAGCGAACAAAGCGGGAGAGAAAUUUUGUAUUUUUUAAAGAAUUCGGUAACAAGUUGCGAAAUUUGAUUGAAAUGAGUGACGGCGAUUGAUUGCUCGAACGAUCGCUUAGGUUGUUUUUCAAAAAAACCAGAAAGGAUAUUAACGAAAGAUCAUCAUUUCUUCUUCAUACUUAGGCUGGAAGUAUCUUGGAAGAUGCCAUUUCAUUCUCUCAAAUAUGCCAUAGUAGUGUUCUAUACCUUGGAUUUCAUUCUCUGUCAAAAUGAAGAAAAUUUGUUCCAGUGCGACUGCAUGGAAUAUUGGGAGUGCGUGGGACAAGGCGGCACUCCUUACUCUUACUGUGCCUACACCCACAAAGUAUGUUGUUUCGUCGAAUCAGAGGAUCUGACGGUCGGGAUCUUGCCGAGGAAGGGCAAGCUCGCCUCUUGCGGGCAGAAGGGGACAGACAGCGGCAAGGAUGGCGUUUCUGAAUCUGGAGAAUGGUCUUGGCAUGCUGCCAUUCUGGAGAAAUCGUUGGAGCUCUACGUAUGCGGUGGCUCUUUAGUGGACGAAUACUGGGUCUUGACUGCAGCACACUGUGUCGACGAUUAUUCGUCGUCUCGUUUUUUAAAAGUGCGACUGGGCGAACAUGACGUGUCCACUUCCACCGAGCGCUAUCCUCACGAAGAGUUUGAUGUAUCACAGAUUGUACUGCACCCUCGGUUCAACAACGAGACUUUGGAGAACGACAUCGCACUGGUUCGCCUCGCCACCCCCGUCAGACGAAAGCCUCACAUCAACAUCGUCUGCCUACCCGACACCAAAACCGAAGAAAGCGAACUGCUGGCUUCUUCCAGUUGCUAUAUAACAGGCUGGGGUAGGAGAACGGAAACCAGCAACCACUCAUUCGUCUUGAAAGAAGUGAACGUUCCUAUUUGGCGCCAAGACCGGUGCGAAGCGGCUCUGCAGUUGCAAUUUGGCACCGAAUUCACUUUGCCAGGUAGUUCCUUGUGCGCUGGCGCAGAAGGAAGAGACGCUUGUGACGGCGAUGGAGGAGGUCCUCUGGUGUGCCGCAAGAAAUCCAGGUGGUAUCAACUCGGCGUCAUAUCGUUUGGCAUAGGUUGCGGACGCAGGAAUACACCAGGAGUCUACACUCGAGUUCAGGCCUUCUCAUCGUGGAUUCACGAGGUUGCUUCCAGAUAUGUCACGUGAUAGGAACAUUGAAUAGCAGCCAAUCAACAGAUGAUAAAAAUACUAUAAACCUUUAUUGAUGUAACGUGUCAUCAACAUCGGUCUUGAUCGUAUAAGACGACGAAUCUUCAAUUCUACUAUAUCCGAGCUUUGGACUAUAUCUGCUAAGUGUUAUUCGACAUUGUUCAUCCCAACGGCGGAACGCUUUCUUAUUGGCCAUCUGUUUAUAUGGAACUAUUCAAUGAGCUAGCAAAUUCUUUGGUAUAUUUUUUAAAUAAAAAUAAAGAUUAUAUUAUUUGUGA